AUGAUAUCACCAAAUCUGAAAAUUGGCGGCGUUCAAUUUGGGAUGUCACUCUGUAUCUCCAGGCUCGGUAUGCUCGUUGGAAAAUCAAUUGCAGGAGCAACAUUAGAUAUCAAUAGCGGGUGGAAUGGGCUACAAGCUUUCUGUGGAGAAAUGAUAUUUUCAUCUGGGGCGUUCGCUCUGUUGACACAAAUCUACAGGACUGGACCUAUCUUGAUGGCUAGAGCGUAA
Messenger RNA from Botrytis porri, 228 nucleotides. RefSeq lists its product as uncharacterized. The record is from RefSeq and is a predicted model, not a curated record. NCBI's taxonomy places the organism in Eukaryota, Fungi, Ascomycota, Leotiomycetes, Helotiales, Sclerotiniaceae. The coding region runs from base 1 to 228 and encodes 75 amino acids. The transcript has a single exon.